Bombina bombina (fire-bellied toad) is the source of this 427-nucleotide messenger RNA. RefSeq names its product transmembrane protein 134. The record is from RefSeq and is a predicted model, not a curated record. NCBI's taxonomy places the organism in Eukaryota, Metazoa, Chordata, Amphibia, Anura, Bombinatoridae.
AUGUCUCAAGUGCUAUCUUCUUUGUGCCUGGAUUCCUCCUUUUGAUCCCUGGAGUAUACCAUGUCAUAUUUAUAUAUUGUGCUGUGAAAGGAAUGCAUGGAUUCCAGUUCUUCUACCUCCCGUAUUUUGAUAAAUGAUGUAUAGAACUUAUUUGCAUCUCCAACCUGGGGACCUGAAACACUGAAUGCCAAAACACUAUGGAAACCACUAGAAUGCAGAUGGAACGUAACUACAGGAAAGCAUUAAUUUUGUUCCGGGUAUUAAGCUAUGUAGCACCUAGCUACACCUGGACACUGUACUGUACAAAAGUGAAGUCAGAGCUCCGUCGUUUAAUGUGCACCUUUCGAAUGAUAUGUAAUUGUGACCUGGUUGAUGUAAAAAUCAUUUUAUUUUUUAAUAAAUAGACACUUUUUUAUGUGACUGCCAA